UAAAAAAAGUCCAAAAAUAAAAAGGAAUCUCUUUUUUCUCUUUGAUGACUUCCAAUCUAGAUUUGGUCGCACCCCAAAACCUGAGCAAAGACUUCGACACCAAAUCUCUUCUGCAAAUUCACAAACUCUUCAUCUCCGCUGCUUCUAAUCAUCAUGACUCGCGGGAAUCAGAGAGAGAAAGAUCGGGAAAGGGCUCAAGCUCGUAGUGGAAAGGGAGGCAAAACCAAGGACGACGGGCUGACUCCCGAGCAGCGCCGAGAAAGGGAUGCUAAGGCUCUUCAAGAAAAGGCAGCUAAGAAGGCUGCUCAGGCUGCGUCGGGUGGGGGAUCGGCCGGAGGUCAAAACAGUAAUAAGAAAUAAGAGAGAGAGUGAAGUUGUUUGGAUUUUGAGAUGGUGUGAUAAUGCUUAAAUUUGGAUUUGUGGUUGUUGGGAUUCCGUGGUUUGUGAUCUAUGGAUACUUGAUGCUGCAAUGACUUUUUUUUUUUUUUAAUUAAUUUAUUAUUCUAAAGAAUACUUGUGGAUUUGUAUCUUAUUUUAGAUGUGAAUUAAGAAAAAAAAUAAUCAAUUUGACUUGUUGUUGUCAA
Molecule: messenger RNA, 584 nt
Organism: Ziziphus jujuba (common jujube)
Lineage: Eukaryota; Viridiplantae; Streptophyta; Magnoliopsida; Rosales; Rhamnaceae
Exons: 3
Coding region: 154-360 (68 amino acids)
Source: RefSeq, a predicted model, not a curated record